AUGGCCAGGGUCCUGCUGCUGUCUGCGCUGCUGGUGUCUCUGCGCUGCUCCACAGCGGCUGUCAUCACUGGGGCGUGUGAGAGGGACAUGCAGUGUGGGCUGGGGACUUGCUGUGCAGUCAGCCUGUGGCUGCGGGGGUUGCAUAUGUGUACCCCACUGGGGACAGAAGGGGACGAGUGCCACCCCUUCAGUCACAAGGUACCCUUUGUGGGAAUGAGGCAACACCACACAUGCCCCUGCCUUCCUCACUUGGUGUGCACCAGGGACAUAAACAGCAGAUACAGAUGUACUGAUGACUUCAAAAACAUGGAAUUUUAA
Messenger RNA from Megalops cyprinoides (Indo-Pacific tarpon), 318 nucleotides. RefSeq names its product toxin MIT1-like. Bases 1 to 318 code for a protein of 105 amino acids. The record is from RefSeq and is a predicted model, not a curated record. The transcript has 3 exons. NCBI's taxonomy places the organism in Eukaryota, Metazoa, Chordata, Actinopteri, Elopiformes, Megalopidae.